AUGGUUUUGGUGGGCGAUAACGUCCCCCGUGGGUCCAUCUCAUCACAGCUGCCCGAGUUUACGAAUGAAGUGGUACACCUCCCUAACGGCUAUGAAUAUGUCGAUUCAUUCGCUUCAUUCAUCGGGCUAGGAUCCUUCGGUGUCGUCUACAAAGGCUACAGCGCCAAAGACCAAACCGAUGUUGCCAUCAAAAAAAUGUUGAAGCAAAAUGUUAAGGACAAUGAACUUAGGGUUAUUAGAGCACUUAAUAACGCUCACCUAGUGGGUGUACUGGAUAUUUGUGAGUUAGAUGAACUUACUUGUUGCCUUAUUAUGGAACUAUGCGAUGGAGAUCUGGAGAAUCAUAUUAGACAUCAUUCCAAUGAUGGACGACUGAACAGCGCCAAUCUCAGAGUCCUCAUCGACAAUAUAGCGCGUGGCUAUAAAGGAUUGUUUGACCUAAAAAUCGUCCAUCGAGACAUUAAACCGCAGAAUAUUUUGAUAAAAUACAUCUCGAAGAGUAAGCAGCUUUCAGCUGCGAAAAUCACGGAUUUCGGAAUUGCUCGAACUCUGGAUGAUGAUGGUCCGGAUCUGUGUAAUGUAGCUGGUACAUUAUUCUAUAUGGCCCCUGAAGUUGGUGCUAAUCUUUUGAAGACUUGUCAAUAUGACUCCAAGGUCGACAUGUGGAGUAUUGGAUGUUUAUUGUAUCAGUGUGUUACCGGCGAGGUAAGAUUGUGA
Messenger RNA from Cooperia oncophora, 717 nucleotides. NCBI's taxonomy places the organism in Eukaryota, Metazoa, Nematoda, Chromadorea, Rhabditida, Trichostrongylidae. The record is from the annotation of a GenBank genome assembly.